AUGGAGAGCCCCCGUCUUCGGCCGCUGGCCCUGUUGGGUGCCGCCCUGCUUUUGCUGCUACCUCUGCUGGGCGCCGGGGCCCAGGAGGACGCUGAGCUCCAGCCCCGAGCCCUGGACAUCUACUCUGCCGUGGAGGAUGCCUCUCAUGAGAAGGAGCUGAUCGAAGCGCUACAGGAAGUCCUGAAGAAGCUCAAGACUAAAAGUAUUCCGAUCUAUGAGAAGAAGUAUGGCCAAGUCCCCAUGUGCCACGCUGGGGAGCGGUGCGCAGUGCGAAAAGGAGCGAGGAUUGGGAAGCUGUGCGACUGUCCCCGAGGAACCACCUGCAAUUCUUUCCUUUUGAAGUGCUUGUGAGGCAUCCACCCGCCUCCAUAAAUCCCCACUGCCUCUACUUCCCCCAGAGGACCACACCAUCUCUGGAGUUCGCCUUU
Molecule: messenger RNA, 428 nt
Organism: Leptonychotes weddellii (Weddell seal)
Lineage: Eukaryota; Metazoa; Chordata; Mammalia; Carnivora; Phocidae
Gene: CARTPT
Product: CART prepropeptide
Biological process (GO): G protein-coupled receptor signaling pathway; negative regulation of appetite; positive regulation of MAPK cascade
Molecular function (GO): neuropeptide hormone activity
Source: RefSeq, a predicted model, not a curated record